Medioppia subpectinata is the source of this 489-nucleotide messenger RNA. NCBI's taxonomy places the organism in Eukaryota, Metazoa, Arthropoda, Arachnida, Sarcoptiformes, Oppiidae. The record is from the annotation of a GenBank genome assembly.
ACAAUUAUACCUCAAGACCCGGCGCUCUUCACCGGAACAUUACGUCUCAAUUUGGAUCCAUUCAACCAAUACUCAGACACUGAUAUCUGGAGGGCCUUAGAGUCGGCACAUCUCAAGCAAUUUGUGGACACUUUGGAGAAGGGAUUGAGUCAUCAGAUCUCUGAAGGCGGAGAAAAUCUAAGUGUUGGACAAAAACAGUUGAUUUGUUUGGCCAGAGCUCUGUUGAGGAGAACUAAGAUCUUGGUGUUAGACGAGGCGACCGCUGCGGUUGAUAUGGAAACGGAUGACUUAAUCCAAGAGACGAUUAGAAAAGAGUUUUGUUUGUCAACUAUUGUUACGAUCGCUCAUCGAUUGAAUACAAUCAUAGAUUACGACAAAGUGUUGGUAAUGGAUAAGGGAAUGGUAGCCGAGUUUGAUUCACCCCAUCAUCUCUUGCAAAACACUAACUCUAUCUUCUAUUCAAUGGCUAAAGAAGCAAAUCUCGUCUAA